Molecule: messenger RNA, 1139 nt
Organism: Corticium candelabrum
Lineage: Eukaryota; Metazoa; Porifera; Homoscleromorpha; Homosclerophorida; Plakinidae
Exons: 1
Coding region: 183-1049 (288 amino acids)
Biological process (GO): DNA integration
Molecular function (GO): nucleic acid binding
Source: RefSeq, a predicted model, not a curated record
UAGUGAAAGGAUGCCACACUUGUCAGGUACAUCGCAAAUUGCCGGCGUUGGCACCUCUGCAUCCGUGGGCACAAGCAGACAGAGCAUGGUCUCGCUUACACAUUGAUUUUGCUGGGCCGUUUCUUGGCCAGUCGUUCCUUAUCGUAGUUGACGCCUAUUCCAAGUGGCUGGAGGUGGACACUAUGACAUCUACGACGGCGCGCGUAACGAUCAAGAAGCUGCAGCGGUUAUUUGCAACACAUGGCAUUCCAGAGAUAGUAGUAUCUGAUAAUGGGGCUGCCUUUACCAGUGCUGAAUUUCGGCAAUUUAUGGAAGGAAAUGGCAUUAAGCACAUCUAUUCUGCGCCAUAUCACCCAUCGUCUAACGGGUUGGCAGAACGAGCAGUAGCAACCUUCAAAGGGGCUAUGAAGAGAAUGAAUUCGGAGUAUGGAUCAUUGGAGAGUAAAAUUGACAGAUUCCUGCUGCGGUACCGAAUCACACCACACGCUACCACUGGUGAACCACCGGCUCUCUUACUGUUAGGGCGGAUGCCGCGGAGUAGAUUGGAUCUACUACGUCCCGACUUGGCGGCCUAUACGUACAAGAAGCAGGAGCAACAAAGAAACGACCAUGAUAAGCGCAGUCGAGACCGAACGUUUGAGGUUGGACAGUUGGUGUACGUGAAAAAUUUUGGACAGGGCACGCCAUGGGUUAUGGCAACAGUGAAAGAAAGAACGGGUCCACUAUCAUUCCGAGUCAUGUUGCCUGAUGGUAGAAUGUUACGAAGACACCAAGAUCACAUUCGGUCGCGUCAACUGGAAGAUGACCCACUACCCAACGGCACACAUACAGACCCCACUGCAUCACCACCGGAGUCUAACAUGACGGAAGAACUGCCUUCAAUCGAGGUAACAAGUGAACCAGGAGGGAGCAUCUCGGAAACAAACGGUGACCACGGUGGUCAGGGGGAAACGGUUGGCCAUGAAGCAACCAGCAACAUGGAGCCGGCAUCAACCGGGGUCAGAAGAUCUGCUCGAGCAAGGAAGGCGCCGGACAGACUAGACUUGUAAACUAGCACUAUCAUACAAGUAGGGGUAAAAGACUUUAGGGGGAAGGGGUGUAGUAGGUUGACAUGCGAGGACGUGGGUCCGGUUGCGCGU